AUGAGGAGAAUCCAGUACCCAGCAGGGUUAAUCGUAAAGGCCAACCUAUGGCCUAAAAUCACCAGACAAGCACUUGCGGUGUAUGGGAAUAAACGAAGAUCAUUUACAAACCCCCACCCUCGCGAAAACGGAGGGACGAGGUGUAUCUCGACCCGAUUUUCUCAAUCGUUACACCCAAUAUCAAGCGAUAUUCCUCCGAUAUCCUGGGAAGAAAAACUCGAUGAUUACCGGAGCUUAUUAGGACGCUGCUGGAGGAAAGCAUCAGAUAUCAAGCGGGGUGAAGAAAUUGACGAAAAAUCAGCACUAGAAGAGAUGUCAAUUCUGGAAUGGGAGUUUGACGAUAUAACCAGGAGUCUUCUAUACGACUUAGGAUUGCUUACCCCAACCCCGGAUGUAAAAAAAGACGAUGAAAAGCUCAAAGAAGGAGUUUUACCACCAAUUUUACUUCCUCGGGUCAACGUGGGUGAUGUUUUCAACGUGCUGAGUGGCAAUGCCAAACUUCGUCCAAUGGAUGUGAACUUGCACGAACUUAUGCUAUUGCUGAAUGGCAAGUUUGGGCCCUAUAAAGUUGUCAAGAAGCUUGUUAACCGCACAUUAUCACUAAGUUCGACAAAACCCGACUGGCUUCUUAUCGACCCUUCUGAGAGAUCCUUUUCCGUCUAUCGGGUUCUUACUGCGUACCUUUUCUAUACUUCUCUUACUCCACAAGAUAUUCGUAGCGUUCUGUCAACUCCAUCCGUUAUUGAGGGGCUGUCAGCGAUAGAUGAUUCCCUAAUUAAGGAGUACUUUUCCUUCCUAUUGCUGUAUCUCGAGAUGUGUGAGUCAGACGAUGAUCUACGUCUGAAGUACCCAAAGACCAAGAAAGGGCUGAAAGAGGCGCUGAUAAUUCAGGAGGAUUUGGAGGAUUUUUUUGGCCGCCAGUCAAGAAGGGUUCUUAUGGGUCGAUUGAAGGAUUGCUUGUUCCUUUACAACUCAAAUGGCGGAUUUGCUCCUGAAAAGCCUGUAAUACACAGAAGUGGUCUUACUGGCGAACAGAAAGAGAUUGUAGAGUUGGACCUCAAUAUUGGGGAGGUUCUCAAGAUCAAGGCUUUUGCUGGGACUGGAAAGACCACGGUUUUGACUGAGUACGCUAAAGCUCGCGUUCAAAAAGAUGCCGAAAGGAAAUUCGGCCCAAAUGUCGUUUGUCGGACCAUUCACUCCCUCACCCGCGAAACGGUUCUCAGGAUGCGACCAAAGAUAAAGGCACCAGCGAGCUCAGAAAAUAACCUCGUGCGUGAAAUCGUACAGGUUCUGGACCUAGAAAACAAAGAGACUCUCAAGACAGCAAUGCUUGACCCAUCACAAAAACUUCCAAGAGCAUCAAAGGUGGCCAAAGUAAUCAACGAGAACCUCCUUACAUUCUUCACUUCGGCUGAGGUCGAAAUUGAUUAUGCAUCCUUGCACUGGAUGAUGGCUGAUAAGCUGGGGCUGAAGAAGAAUGUUGUUCUAGAAUGGACACGGAGAGCUUGGGACGAGCUGCAAAGGCUUCAAGGGCCGUGCUUUCCGCAUGAUGGAUACUUGAAGAUGAUGCAUUUAGAUGGAAUUGAUAGUGACAAAGAGGGUGUGAGGUGCAGAGCGGAUGACUUAGCUUUUGGUCAGUUCGACGGGAUCAUGUUUGAUGAGGCCCAAGACGCAGAUUCAGUAAUGGCAGAGAUCAUAUUUAGACAACGCCCGUUUUCACGCAUAAUCGUUGUCGGCGACCCCAACCAGAUGAUUUAUGAAUUUAGAGGAACAAAUAACGAGUGUUUUGACGAUAGUCUCUACCCAACAACUUACAACAAGUCGUUGACAUAUUCAUUUCGCUUUGGUCUGGGAAUUGCUGCGGCUGCAGCACAUUGUCUACGGGCUAUAGGUGAACCGCUUACGAUGAAGGCUAUCGGGGAUGUUGAUGUACUCAAAACAGACUUUCCAAAGGUCGUGGAGGAGGUGGAUCCUGUUAUAAAUCCUACAAUCAUAGACAAUCUACCGCCAGGUUUGCCUUCUGAUGGCGGGAGUGGAAAACAUGUAGUGAUUUGCCGAAAAAACAAUUCCCUAGUUUCAGCCUUAUUCUCGUACUGUCACUCGCACCCAAAGCACAAGGUGUACCUUAAAGUUCCGACUCACAUGAAACCUCGCACUUUGUUUUCCUAUCUUAAGGAUGCAUACGAGUUGAAACAAGGGACUCCCACAAUUACUGGGCCUCUCAGGGGACUCAGAUCUAUGGAAGCACUUAUGAUAAAAGUCCUUUCCGAGUCUCCGAUUAACACAGGCGCCUCAAAAAAAUGCAAGUCACUUUUGGAAGAAGCGGAAGAAGAGCUGGAGGCCAUCAAUCCCAAAAUAAAGUCGCAUUUAGAGGCAAUGACGCGAAAGUAUAAACUCAAACGCCAGGAUCAGCGUCAAAUACAACAACUUCUUAAAGGCAGUCCUACACCAAAAAUUGAAAGGUUUCUUCAGGUUUUGAUUUCGAGGGACCUUAUACCACGAAUGUUUCCUCCCGAGUUGAAGUUGGUGGCAGGGCUUGAGAGGCAAAACCUAUUAUCGGACCUCAGUUUCCUUGCUAAAAUUGCUUUUUGCGCUGAAAGGAUAGUGGAUGAUGCAGAGGAUGCAGAUAUGAUUCUGUGUACUGCACAUCAGGCGAAAGGACUUGAAUGGGAUAAUGUUGUGAUGGCAGAUGACUUUGCUGCUCUCCACAUACAUAGGCAUAGUAGCGGGGUGGGGAGCUCCGACCUUGAAAGCGUUCGAAUAAUGUAUGUGGCUAGUACUCGGGCCCGGAAAGAGCUGCAUAUGGGGCAAAAAAUGGCGACUCUAUCGGUUUCUGCAUCUGGAAGUUACGGUUUCUUCUUGAGCCCAGAAAAUGAAGCGUGUCCCAAAUAUGAUGAUUGCGUGCGCGGAAAAUCCAGCGAAGAAAUCACGGACAACCCUGCCAACACAUGUGGCCAGUUGAUAGGCUACAGGACGGUAAUGCCGACAGCACGAUUUGGGUCGAAUUUGGUACUCCGGAAAACAGGGAACUUUCCUUUCGGUGAUGGGGAAGAUGUGAUUGGAUGUCACAAAUGCGUUGUUGAUCUUUAUAAGCCCGCUCUGCGCAGACUGAUAGACUCUUAUGCCCAGUUUGAUUACGAAACGAUGGCAGAGUUAGAGAGACUUGUGGAUAUCCUGAAACAGGCUUUGGACGGCGAUUCGAGUACAGAAAGUGCAAUUGUGCGUGAGCCAAUGAGCCAGAGGGGUGGCUGGCUUCGCAAGUUUGAGGAUAUGAACGCUGCAGAUGAGAUAAGAGUUGGAUCUUGGAUGAGAAAGCAUAUGAUGUUUUCAUGGGGAGUUUGGUUUCUGCAGGCGCGUAUGAGGAGGUCAAACUAA
Molecule: messenger RNA, 3375 nt
Organism: Morchella importuna
Lineage: Eukaryota; Fungi; Ascomycota; Pezizomycetes; Pezizales; Morchellaceae
Exons: 5
Coding region: 1-3375 (1124 amino acids)
Biological process (GO): double-strand break repair via homologous recombination; replication fork processing
Cellular component (GO): nucleus
Molecular function (GO): DNA binding; hydrolase activity; ATP binding
Source: RefSeq, a predicted model, not a curated record